AAAAUUGUCGUAAGAUUCAAGGUCGUUCUACGAUGGAGCGGUCUCGACUUGAGUCGUGCCUUCAUUUUGAGAAGCGGCUGGGCAAAGACGAUUUGCAUGAUUGCUGUCUGCUUCCUCAUUUGCCUAGCUAUGUUCUUCCGGUCACUUAUACACAUGAUGGAUUCCACGAAGCCAAUGACAAUUGAAUGGGCGAUCAGUUGCGUUUGGGGAUUCAUGUCAAUACACGGGUUCAUCUCCGGUCUAUGCGUAGCGUCAUGGACAAAAUCUCGCUUCUUGCUGGAAUUCCAGGAUACUCUAGCUAGAGUUCAGAAGCACAGAGGUCCAAUUUACGGGAAAGUAAAUUUAUUAGGCAUUUAUCGAAAAAUCAUCAUUGGCGCAGUAAUCUUUGUUGCAACUUGGGCAAUGUCGUCGAUGAAAGGUAUACUGUAUGAGGGAUCUCCGAUCAAUUCGUCGGCACCAUUCUCGGUUGGGUAA
Molecule: messenger RNA, 474 nt
Organism: Ostertagia ostertagi
Lineage: Eukaryota; Metazoa; Nematoda; Chromadorea; Rhabditida; Trichostrongylidae
Source: the annotation of a GenBank genome assembly